Molecule: messenger RNA, 826 nt
Organism: Cyprinodon variegatus (sheepshead minnow)
Lineage: Eukaryota; Metazoa; Chordata; Actinopteri; Cyprinodontiformes; Cyprinodontidae
Product: claudin-10-like
Exons: 3
Coding region: 143-541 (132 amino acids)
Biological process (GO): cell adhesion; bicellular tight junction assembly
Cellular component (GO): bicellular tight junction; plasma membrane
Molecular function (GO): structural molecule activity
Source: RefSeq, a predicted model, not a curated record
GGGAUGAAAUGCACCAAAAUUGGGGGAACAGAGAUUAUUAACUCGAGGGUGACGUUUUCUGGAGGCGUAACAUUCUUAGCUUCAGGUAAAGAUUUUUUUUUUCUUGUAAUACUGUUAAAAUUCAAAUAUAAAGGCAUUGUUAAUGAAAUUAGGGACUUUUCCGGCAGGAUUUUGUGGCAUGAUUACAUAUUCGUGGUGGGCUAAUAGAGUCAUAUCGGAAUUUGUGGAUCCAAACUACAAGGCCCAGAAGUUUGAACUGGGUGCUGCUGUGUUCGUUGGCUGGGGAGGCUCCAUUCUUCUCAUCUGUGGGGCAGGUGUGCUCACUUUCUUCUCUGGGAAAGAGGGUCUCAUAUCAAGUUCAUCUAAAAGGCCUCAAAGGCCGGCUUCUUAUGCCACUGUCCGUAGCAGACGGACGUACAUGCGGCCACCAUCAUCAUCCAGGGUGACGAUAGUGCCGCCGCUGUAUUAUUCAGGCAGGAGUCAAACAAGCAGAGGGACAACAAGGACUCCUUUCAUUCAGAGUCGGGAUACCUUUGUAUGAGCUCAGAACUCAGUUUAAGAGUUUAAAGAGAAAAGUAUACAAAAAAAAAUCUGCCACGUUUGGUAAAAGAUCAAAGAGACUUGUUAGUAAAACUGACAUAUUAAAGCAAAUAUUUUAUUAAUCUGUUAGUUUUGCCAAUAAAAUAGGGAGAGAUAUAAUUUUGAUUUCAUAAGAAUCCCUUGUCCAAACCAAGAACAGUUAAUAAAUUUAUUAUUUGGGGCCAAAAGGUAGAGUAACAAGAAAACUUUUUAUUUAAUGUAAAGCAACCUUUACUGAAACCCCUAU